CUUCCCAUAUCCUUAAGAGUUUUGUGUUUGUUUUGACAUUUUUAGUUGCUUCAUGAAUCGGUUAACUUAAGCCAGUCGUAUUUAGGUAGCCUUACCUGUGGUUCAAGUGGUCCACGCUCUGAUUGUAGUGAAAGCUGAUGAUGGCAUAGCAGAUGUACACCUGUACCUCUUGUGUAAUUUAAAGGAGGUUAGGGAGUGUCCCUUGUCUAAAUCAUGACAGAGAGGGAUGAGGGAAUUGAAUGGCUGGGCGAACUCCUUCAAGAUGUCCAGCUUGAGCAGUUUUUCACCCGAAUUAGAGAUGAUCUACAGGUAACAAGAUUACAGCACUUUGAUCAUGUGGAACCAAGUGAUUUGGAAAAAAUUGGAAUGGGUAAGCCUGCAAUCCGUAGACUGUUGGAGGCAGUGAAGAAAAGAAAACAGCCUCAUUGGAAGCGAAAUAUUCUUACUAAACUUAUUCCUGCUGGAGGUAAACAACAUGGAACAGCUUCUAGGAAAACUUUAUCAUCUGAACAUUCGGCUGGUGGUUUGAGUCUAACCUGUUUAAUUAGUGAGAAAGAUAUUGUGCUUGCUGAAAAACUUGGAGAUGGUUCCUUUGGUGUUGUUCGGCGCGGGGAUUGGUCAACCCCAGAGGGGAGAAACAUGCGUGUUGCUGUAAAAAUUUUGAAGCAGGAUGCAUUAAACCAACCUGGUGUUUUUGAAGACUUUGUUAAAGAGGUGCAGGCAAUGCAUCAAUUGGACCAUCCAAACCUUGUGAGGUUGUAUGGUGUUGUGCUCUCCCAUCCAAUGAUGAUGAUAACUGAACUUGCACCUCUUGGAAGCCUGUUAGAUUAUUUACGAAAGCAGUGUGAACACAUUCCAAUUACGGUUCUUUGGAACUAUGCCCUUCAAGUCGCCACAGGAAUGGCGUAUUUGGAAACUAAACGCUACAUUCAUCGCGACCUUGCAUGCCGCAACGUUCUUCUAGCAUCAGUUGAUAAGAUCAAAAUUGGUGAUUUUGGUCUUAUGAGAGCUGUUCCUCAGGAAGAUGACUGCUAUGUUAUGACAGAACACAAAAAGGUGCCAUUUCCCUGGUGUGCUCCUGAAAGUUUGAAAACUAGACAGUUUAGUCAUGCCUCUGACACUUGGAUGUUUGGAGUAACUCUGUGGGAGAUGUUUACAUUUGGACAGGAACCUUGGAUUGGUUUGAAUGGAACUCAAAUUCUUAAAAAAAUUGACAGGGAAGGGGAAAGACUGCACCAACCUGAUUCAUGUCCGCCAGAAGUCUACCAAUUGAUGCUUCAGUGUUGGGCAAAGGUGCCCGCUGAUAGACCAACAUUUUCGGCUCUGCGUGAAUACCUUUCGCAGUCUAUCCCGCACAAUAUGAAAGCACUUAAUCGCUUUGAAGAGGCUGGCAAAAUGACAAUCGAGCGUGGGGACCAAAUAAUUGUAAUUGAAGGCAGAGCUGACUGCUAUUGGUGGAAAGGUCAAAAUCAAAGAACUUUUGACAUUGGUCAAUUCCCAAGGUGCAUUGUUGAUCCCUUAAGGAAAAAAUUAAGUGAGGAUAUUAGUAGUCCCCUGCAAAAUUCUUUUAUUCAUACGGGCCAUGGGGACCCAUAUGGGAAAUCAUGGGGAAGCCCUGCAUUCAUUGAUGAAGUUUACUUAAGAAACCCGAUGGAGCCCCCUGAUGUGUUGGGUAUGGCAACCAAUCCUGGCCCAACAUCUAAGUUACCUGAUAGGAAAAAGAAUAAACCUCACCAACAAGCAGAAAAAAGCAACCGCCAUUCAAAACAAUUCUCUUAUUCCAAACUUAACAGUCUGGAGACUGCCAGAGGAAGCCAAUUUGUGGUGGAAGCUGUUAGUGUGCCUCUCGGUCUUCAUUCUGGUACAAGGGAGGGAGUUCUGAUAGACAUUGGAAGCGCAUUACCCGAGUCUAUCUUAACCACCAGGUUGCCAACUGCUAAUGGUUCGUCCUUACUGGACGAACCUAUUGAUAAUAGUGUGGAAGGUGAAGAUCAGUGGACUUCUGCCGAAGAAGAGAGAUUAUAUGCCAAUUAUCCUUCUCAAGAAAUAUACCCGACAAGAGAAGCUCCACCGCCUCCUGUGCUAGAAAGUGCUGUGAAUGUCCAGAGAUCUGAAUCACCAGAUCCCUUUGACACUUCCAAUGUAUUCACCCCAAGCCGUUAUUACUCUGAUGUUUCUGAGGCUCAUAAUACCUACCUUAAUACUAAUAACUGCCAACAAGAAGCACAGGUUUCAUGGCACCAACAUGACAACCACCAAAACAGCCAAGAAGAAACACAAAUUGUAACUAGUCAAUUGGCUCUUCAAGAACCCAACCGAAUGCUUGAUCCUAAAUUUUUGGCAGAGUUAGAGAAACACUUGGGACAGAAAGAAGCAAGUGCAAACCUUAAUAAUUUAUCUACAGAAAAUUCAGAUAUUACAAAUGUAGGUAACAAGCAUUCUAUACCAGCUCUUAGGCCACCACCUCAGUCAUCCAAAGUAGUUAACAAACCUCAAGCCAAAACUUUAGCCUCACCUUCUGUACCAUCUGCAAGUGUUUCAAACCCAAAUAGCUGGCAGCCUUCCACUGUUCAGUUUCGGACUUCUUCUAGAACUGAACCUUCUGACUUUAGAGCCUCCCAAGUGCAAAGUGUGUGUUUGCCUUCAACAUCCUCUCCUGUUUGGUCAUCUGCAGGAGUUACCCAAACCUCCACCUCCACAUCAUCAUCAAAUCAUGAAAUUAAUAAUUCUGUAAAGCUUUUGAAAAGUAUGAUGUUAUCUGAAAAUUCAAUUAGUGAGUCAGGUUUGCAGAAUCUGCAUACCCUCCAUCGACAGUCGUGGCAGGUUGAUUCUCAAAUACAAGGGGGCUUGCAGGACUGUGCGCAAGCUCUGCCCUCCUUAGGAUGCGGUAGUAGUAAUGUCCAAUCAGGCUUUGAUGCUGGUGGGAGCUCUUUAAACUCUGCACUUGUGCCAGUUCCCAAUCCCAAUCCUCCAUCAUGGACAGCUGGUGCUCAGCCAGCAGGCAUUGUUUAUCCUUCUGCAGGCUCAGCAAGUGCCACUAGCUCUGACAGUGUAACAGUAUAUCAUCCUGUUGGCAUUGAUAGUCAAGACCACACAUGGAAUCUCAGUGUUGGGACUUCUGUCAGCAGCCAAGUUCAGCAGCACCCUGUUGUUUACAGUGGUUUGCCUCUUCAUGCAACUAGUCAAUCUGGAUGGACUACUUUCAGCACAGUAGACUCACCCCAACAGAAACCAAAGCAUCCCCAAUCCCUUCAGCAACAACAGCGGGCAGCUAUCAAGUCAGCUUUGGAGGCACGAAACCGUGUUCUGACAGGUGGUGCUGGUCCGUCUACUGGUGCUGCUUUGUCGGCCGCUGCCGGCCCUGCAGCCAUUGUGAGACCAAAUCAAUUGCAUCUUACUCCCCAGCAAGUCUACAGCAUAGUCCCAGCAUCACCUUCUUCAUCUCCUCGAAGCAGCACAAAAGUGGAGGUUGGUGUUUCUGGGGAGCUACGAGCUGAUAAAGUAUCUCGCCUCCAAGAUGCUGUGGGUGAUGCUCGUGAGGACGAGUGCGUUUCUGCCCUUAAUGCAACAGGCUGGGAUGUAACUGCAGCAGCUAAACGAAUUAAGGUCGACAGAUUAGACAGGCUGGGACUCGCCUCUCGACGCCUGUGUGAGCAAGCAUUAGAAAGGACCAAUUGGAAUGUGCAGGAAGCAGCAUCUACUCUUUUAGAUUCUGUCCAGAGCCAAUAACUAAAGGUAUUAUAUUUAUAACGCUCAUUCCACUUUUAUUCUGAGAAAUUGACUUUGUUUUAUGAUAGACUUGGUCUUUCAUGUUCAAAAAUUUGUAAGGUUGGAGUGUGCUAAAGUGACCUUAACCAUUUUUAUUGUUUUGUUCCUUUCCUUUGAAAACUUCUCCUUUUUAGCUGUCUUUUAAAGCUAAACAAGUGAACCAAUACUUCCCAUACAAUAUACUUCAAGUGAGGUUUAAAGGAGAUAAGUUUGUGAGGUUUUGAUAUAUUUUAUUACUUCUAUCUGUGCCAUUCAUGUCUGUAUAUUUAGAAUUGGCAAUCAAUAUUGACUGAAGUCUAUGGGUUAUGUUGAUGUUUGCUAUUCAUUAAACUCAUUAUUAACAAAAGGUCUUCUGUUACAAAUUUCAAAAUUUGAAGAAUGCUGUUUCAUUUACAGACCUGAGAGUUAAGUGUUCCUUGUGUAAUUUUGAACCGUACAGUUUGAAACCUCUAUCAUACAUAGGUCGUUCAUGUUUUUUGACGGUUUCGUUUUGUAUUUGUUGUGUCAAAUAUUUUUACUUAAUUGACGUCUUCCAGUACUAUGUUUGCGCGUUAUGUACAAGAUAUUACAAAUCUGUCAUUGUCUUCUCCCUCUUUUUUUUUGUGGUAUAGUACUGUAUUUUUCUCUGUUGUCUAUUUUUUUUUAAUCUCUCAAAUACUGUGGUAUGAUUGAGUAUUUCUAUCUCUUUUCAAUUUAUAAGGCAGCAAUUAUUUUAACCAACCAUUUUUGUUGUUGGUAUUAAAAUAAAUAGUAUAGUUUUAUCUUUUAUUUUUCCUUUCAUGUGAAAAGUAGUGAAUAAUAAGUAAAGUAAUGCAUUCUUCAACACCCUCAGUAUUUUAUAAUAAACAAGGUUCUAAGGGGACCUCAUAAAAGCCUGUGAUAUUUAAAAUCUGCGCGUAUUGGGCUUGUUUACUAUUUGCUUGAUCAAAAAUUAUGCUCUCUUUGAAAAUACUAGUUACAGUAUUAUAUACUCAUACUUAACUUUCCUAACCACACUUGACAUCAUAGGUAUGCAGAAUCUGUCUGUAUUAGAGUCAAAUUUUGAUGGAAGAGCAAUGUGAAUCUAAAUGAUUUUCUAAAGAGGAAACCCAAGGAGUUGAAAUCCUCUAUAAGUGUCUUACAGUAUUUCUUUACUUGUACCUUGGUAGUGUUAAUAAAUCAGCAUUGUUUCUUGUUUGCAUAAUUGAGGUGUCUUAGUCUGUUUACAAUCAAUGUUGAUUGAUAUUUUGUAUGAUUGCUGUUUCCAAACUGUCCAAAUGUCUGAUUUCUUUGUUCAUGUGCCAAACUGUGAUAUGUAAUUGUUAGGGAGAGCUAUAGUGAAGACAAGUGUCUCAUGGUAAGCUGUUUUUCUUCUGCUGAUGUCUGCAGAUAAAAUAUUUUUGUCUCACCAUAAUUCUUUAUUAUUUAGUAUUUUAUAUUAUUUCUAAACCAAAGUUUACCCUAGCGUACACUUUGUAAUUAUUUUCCUAGAUGUGAGAUGAAUGCAUAUUCAAAAAUAAUUUGGAUAGAUAUUUUUGCGAUUGAAAGGCUGUGAGAUGCAUCCGAAAAAGGUAGUCUACUUCCAAGUGUGUCACUAUUACAUUGGAAGAACAAAUUGCUUUUCAAAGUACUCUUUUCUAUGUUAUUUAACGUUUGAAGUCUACAGAAAUUUUAAUGUAAAAUACUAUUUUUUUGUAUGAAGCCUUGAUUUGUGACUUUUCAAAAACAUGAUAUCUAACUAAGAAAAUGAUAUUAAAACCCAAACAUAUUUUGAGUGCCUUCCCUUAACAUUAUUCUAUAACUCUGUUGUGAGUUGUGAAUUCUUUGGUGGGCACUGCAAAAGCUAGUUAAAGGUUUAUCCUAUUGUAUUCUAUUGUCUAACUUCUAAGUCAAUGGUAUUACCUGCGCCAAUUAUCAUGGAAAAUCACUUUUUAAAUUUCAUUUGUUUUGUUUGAAAGACAUGACCUAACUUAAAUUAAUUGCAUGUGUCAGCCAGUUAAAAUUGUGUUUAUGUAAGGUAAUACUUCUAUUAGCCGUGAAGUUGUGGGUGUUAAACAGCCUUCCAAAUCUGUCUUUAUGUAGAUUUUUGGACAAACCAGUUCUCUUGGCCUUUGGUGCCCUUUGCCUGUGUGGUGUUCUUGGUAUAACAUUACUGCCAAGAUGUAACUCCUUAAGUUAGUUUUAAUUUAGCAUUGACUAUAUAGGAUCUUCGAAUAAAUUUAAAGACAUACAAGUAA
Frankliniella occidentalis (western flower thrips) is the source of this 5984-nucleotide messenger RNA. It is a transcript of the gene Ack, whose product is annotated as activated Cdc42 kinase Ack. Gene Ontology annotation, molecular function: ATP binding; protein binding; protein tyrosine kinase activity. The coding region runs from base 214 to 3729 and encodes 1171 amino acids. The transcript is spliced from 14 exons. The record is from RefSeq and is a predicted model, not a curated record. NCBI's taxonomy places the organism in Eukaryota, Metazoa, Arthropoda, Insecta, Thysanoptera, Thripidae. Gene Ontology annotation, biological process: protein phosphorylation.